This is a messenger RNA of Neltuma alba, 984 nucleotides long. RefSeq names its product putative ubiquitin-conjugating enzyme E2 38. Bases 1 to 984 code for a protein of 327 amino acids. NCBI's taxonomy places the organism in Eukaryota, Viridiplantae, Streptophyta, Magnoliopsida, Fabales, Fabaceae. The record is from RefSeq and is a predicted model, not a curated record. The transcript has a single exon. Gene Ontology annotation, molecular function: ubiquitin conjugating enzyme activity.
AUGACGCAGGAUCACAAGAAGCACACCUUCCCCCAAUUCGACGUCGUUUCGGAUUUCUCAGAUCAUCACUAUCUAUAUCAUAAUUCGGCUCCGUCGAAGCUGAAAGCGGGGAAUUCCUGCUUCAAGGUGAUCAGUAAGGAGUGGCGGAUCCUCCAGGAGAAUCUACCCGAAUCCAUUUUCGUUCGGGUCUCCGAGACCCGCUUCGAUUUACUCCGUGCCGCCAUCGUCGGUGCUGCCGGCACACCCUACCAUGACGGUGUGUUUGUCUUCGACAUCGCCGUCAUGGCCACUUACCCUGAAGAACCUCCCAAGGUUCAUUACCGCUCAUACGGUCACCGGAUCAACCCGAAUCUCUACAGCGACGGCAGCGUCUGCCUGAGCCUCCUCAACACAUGGAUGGGCCGCCGGAGUGAGCGGUGGAACCCGAAACAGUCGACAUUAUUGCAGGUGCUGCUAUCUCUCCAAAGUCUCGUCCUCAACGAAAAACCCUACUUCAACGAGCCUGGAAGAAAAUACUUUGGGACUGAAAAAUCGUCGGAGUAUUACAAUCAGGAAGCGUUCUUUCUCACCUGUACUACCACUCUCAACUUGAUUCGGAAUCCUCCGAGGAACUUCGAACCCUUGAUUGACCACCAUUUUCGCGAGCGAGCAAAUGCGAUUCUGGCGGCGUGUGAGGCGUACGUGAACGGGCGCGUGGCGGCCGGGCUUUACGGCUGUGACGAGUCGGCUCCGCCGAGGUUUGAAAUCCGGAGGCAGUUUCAGCUGGAUAUGGAAUUUGUGUAUCCUCAGCUCGUUGCAGAAUUCCGACGGAUAGGGGCUACUGUGCCGCUCGCCGACCAACAUUUGUCUGUGAUACGGAACCCGCCAGUAAUUUUAGACAAGCCAAAGAGGAAAGGAGUUUUCAAGAGGUUGAUUGGGAAGAUAAAAAAUGUUUUGGGAUUGAAGAAGAACAGAAGUGAGAAAAAGGCAAGUUUUGAAGAAUAA